Cephus cinctus (wheat stem sawfly) is the source of this 1215-nucleotide messenger RNA. RefSeq lists its product as uncharacterized. Lineage: Eukaryota; Metazoa; Arthropoda; Insecta; Hymenoptera; Cephidae. Gene Ontology annotation, molecular function: methyltransferase activity. Bases 161 to 1171 code for a protein of 336 amino acids. The record is from RefSeq and is a predicted model, not a curated record. The transcript has 5 exons.
UCGCCUAAAACCGGAGCGCUGUACAUCUCCCCACUCAUCUCUGCCUAAAACCGGAGCGUUGUGCAUCUCCCCACUCAUCUCUGCUCUAGCGACGAUUGGAUGUCACAUGGCCCUCUAUGACUAAAAUCAACAGAGUCGUAAUCAGUCGUAAUUAGUCGCAAUGGAAGUCAAAAAGUGUAAAAUGUACGAUGAUAGUUCUAUUGCUUCAGACGAAGCAAAAAUUCAUAUAAAAAAAUUAUUACAGCACCUAAAUAAAAAAGACUGGCAGGACACCCUUUUAUUUAUGCUUCCACAAUUAUCAUUUAAUGAGCUCAAUGCCGUUACUAAUUCCAAUGGUCGUAUCUGCAGUGAUGUAAUAAAAGGUCCUAUUACAAUUCUUAAUUCAAUUGUCAAAGACAUUAAAGAGAGAGUGCCAUUUAAUGCCAUUUUUCCAUCAGAAAGAUUGAAUCUGCCAACAUCGGGCGAAAAUUCAGAUUGUGAUCCCAAUAUAACAAUACACGUUGAUGAAUUUCUUUAUAACGAUAAUGACAUUGAGGAACUUUUGAAUGCUGGGAAAUUACAGCAAUAUUAUUGUAAAAAUUGUGGCUCUAAAAAUAUUAAAUCCCUAAUUUAUAUUUCGCAUUCAUUAUCACAAGAUGCUUUACACUAUAUAUUUAACCAUCUGUUGCCAAUAUUGAAAGAUAAAACUAUAUUAGAUAUAGGAUCAAGAUUAGGUGCUGUCUUGUAUGGGGCCUAUAUGUACACAGAUGCUAAAAAAAUAAUUGGAGUGGAAAUGAAUAAAGAUUUUUGUGAACUUCAAUCUAAAAUUGUACACAAAUAUAAUAUGCAAGAUCGAAUUGAUAUUUUACAUAAGCGAAUUGAAGAUGCUCCAGAUACAAUAAAAUCAGCUGACGUUAUUGUUCUUAAUAACGUCUUUGAGUUUUACCUAUCUGAGGUAGAACAAAUACAAGUAUGGCAGUUUCUUCGAACGACGAUGACAAAAGGAACAAUAGUCGUAACCAAACCGUACAUUGAAGAGACUCUUAAACAUUUAAAUACUGUAAUCAAAAUAAAUGAGUGGUUACGACGUAUAAAAGAACCACAAGGUUCCCCCGCGCCGAAUUUAUUUUGUAUGCCAUUGGCCGAUGAACAAGGCAAGUAUAGUGACAUAGCCAGUUAUGAGGUAUUGUAGUAAAUUAUUACCUGAAUAAAUAAAUUAUUUUUUAUGCUGAUAAA